AUGAGAAUUCACUCGUCCCAGGUCUUAGGAAAGUCACUUGUCCCCGGUCUUGAAAAUUCACUUGUUCUAGGCCUUGAGAAUUCACUCGUUCCAAGCCUUGAGAAGUCACUCGUCGCAAGCCUUGAGAAGUCUCUUCUCUCAAGUCUUGGGAUGUCAUCUGUCCCAAGUCUUGAGAACCCACUUGUCCCAAGCCUUGAGAAAUCACUCUACACAAGCUUUGAGAAUUCACUCGUUCCAAGCCUUGAGAAGUCAUUCGUCCCAAGCCUUCAGAAAUCACUCGCACCAAGCCUUGAGAAAUCUCUCGUCCCUAGUCUUGAGAAUUCACUUGUCCCAAGACUUGAGAAGUCAUUUUUCCCAAGUCUUGAGGCGUCACUUGUCUCAAGUUUUGAGAUGUCACUUGUCCCAAGCCUUGAGAAGUCACUUGUUCCAUGCCUUGAGAAGUCAUUCGUCCAAAGUAUUGAGAUGUCACUUGAAUCAGGAUUUGUGAAGUCACUUAUUCCAGUCCUUGAGAAGUCACUCGUCUAG
Molecule: messenger RNA, 525 nt
Organism: Zootermopsis nevadensis
Lineage: Eukaryota; Metazoa; Arthropoda; Insecta; Blattodea; Termopsidae
Source: RefSeq, a predicted model, not a curated record